Molecule: messenger RNA, 1858 nt
Organism: Melospiza melodia melodia
Lineage: Eukaryota; Metazoa; Chordata; Aves; Passeriformes; Passerellidae
Gene: RGS21
Product: regulator of G protein signaling 21
Exons: 6
Coding region: 1157-1615 (152 amino acids)
Source: RefSeq, a predicted model, not a curated record
CUAAAUAUAAUCUGUUUGUGUAACCUCCUCCUAAUUCUCCCUUAUACUUUACAGGACAUUAUCUGGACUCCCAGAUUUACAAUCUAGCCUCUACCAUUGCCUUCUCCAUGAAGGUUAACUAAAAUUAACUAGCAAGAAACACAAUCCUACAGCAGUCACUUAAGAGUUUUCAAGUAGGACAGAAGAUAAGGCUGAAGCCUAAAAAAAGGACAACUCUGAACUCUCAUUUCUUCACCAUAAAAUUUUCUUGUAACGAAGACACUCUUGUUUCUUCACAGCUUAGUGGCCUCUUUUUAAAUUUCUGCAGCUAAUGCUAUUCCAGUUUUUCCUGGUUGUACAUUUUCUUGAGAAUUGUUUCCAGUUCUUUUCCAGUGGAGGUUUGUGGUUGUACAGCACUUGGAAAUCAUGAAUAUAAGGAGCCCAGAGCGCUGUAAAAUAUUUUGACAGCUUGUUCUUGAAAUCAAAACAUUUCACCUGAAGGGCAUAGUUUGCUUGGGUGGAAAAUAACAGCUCAUUUUCUUAUGCAAAACAACUCUGUGGCAUACUGAAGGCACACAGAGUUAUUCACAUGGAAAAAUAUCAAUUAUUUUGUGAGUUGCCCAUGCUGUGCAGUGCUGUGGGAAGGUGGGCAUUUACAUAGUAUUCUGAUUAAGGUGUAUUUGCAUCCCUGUGGGACAGGCAUUUCCAUGUUCUUAGGAUGCCAGAAGUGCUUGGAUCACGUUGGCUUCUCCCAACAUAAGGGAUGCACCCAAGUCCCCGUGGGCUUCGACUGCUUGGGGCAGCAGAACAUUAAUUUUUUUUUUUCUGCUGAGGUUACCUUGUACAAGCCAGCACUAUCCAAGCAAAUCUCUGCAUGGAAUGGAAUGGAAUUAACAGAGGCCAAGUGCUGAGGAGCAUUAACACACUGAACUGCUGGGAAACAUCAGCACAUCCAUUGGAGAGUGUGAGCUUUUCUCACUUUGUGCUCAGUGAAAUAUUAGAGUUUCCUUCCAGACACUAAGUUCCAAGCAGAGGAAGUACAGAGAAAUACAACCAGCUGGUUUCUAUGGGAAGAAGUGGCUGUGCCUAACUUUGUACCUUCAGCUUGAAGAUCAGCCAGAAAACGAAACUCUGCCUUCCCUGAGACAGUCAGACAGACAAACAGUGGAACAAAAAAAUGCCAGUGAAAUGUUGUUUCCACAGGUCAAACGCUGGGGAAACCAUGGCAUGGUCUGAGUCUGUGGAUACAGUACUAUCCAAUAAAGAGGGCCUGGCAGCUUUUCGGACAUUUUUGAAGUCUGAGUUCAGUGAGGAGAAUGUGGAGUUCUGGCUAGCCUGUGAAGACUUCAAGAAAACCAAAUCCUCCACUAAGAUUGCGUUGAAAGCCCAGAAGAUUUAUUCUGACUUUAUACAAGCUGAUGCUCCAAAGGAGAUUAAUAUUGACUUCCACACCAAAAAUGACAUCUCCCAGAACAUCUCUGAGCCCACCCUCCGCUGCUUUGAUGCUGCUCAGAGCUCAAUCUACUGCCUCAUGGCAAAGGACUCUUUUCCCAGGUUUCUGAGGUCAGAAGUGUACAAGGAACUGGUGAAGAAGCACCAGGACAGAAAUCAGAAGAGAUGGCUCCCGUUUCUGUGAGGAAAAACACUGAGCCUUUAGGAAUUUAUAAUGCCUCCCAUUGCAAUUCAGUACAGAUAAUUAUUAAUUAUUAAAGGGAUUGCAGAAGCCACUUUCAAGAAUCACCUGUGCCAACUUGUUUUUAAGUACAAAUUGCACAUGAUGCUUUCUAAUAACAGUAGAGAAAUAUUCAAGAAGCAGGAUGGAAUAUGCUAGACACUUGAGCUACCUUCCUAAUAAAAAACUUUGCCAUUGUUGUUUAUU